CUUCCCUCUUCUUCUUUCUUUUUCCUCGAUUAUGCUCUCUGAUUCUAUUCAAAGUUAGGGUUCUUAAAUUUGUUCUCUAAUCGAUUCGUGAAAUUCGAUUUCGUUUCUUCCCCUUCUGCACUGCGAGCUCCUGGGAUUUUCUCCGUUAUUCAUUUCUCUCAGAUGUAUCUGCUGUCUCCGGCGAGUUCGUGUUUGGAUCAUAAGAGUUUGAUUUCCUGCGUUUCUCCCUUUAUUUUGUAUUUCCAGGAAGACGAAUCGUCCGUACGAUUUCGUUUCUACUAGUAAUUAGUUCUGAGCCAUUCUAUUAAUUGCAUUUCCAUGUUAAGAUUUCAGUGUUACAUUUGAUUUCGAUUACUGUAGUUUUUCAUGGUUUUGGGGUUUGCAGGAUUAUCAAUUGAACACAGAAGAGUUAAUAUCCUCCAAGUCCAGACUCUUUAAGCCUAUUGAAUUUAUUUAUGUGACGAAGGAUGUGUGCAUUGUUCACAUAUCUCACAGUUCUUGUCUCUCAACUGGGACUAUGAGUUAUUGGUUCCCUGACUGCGCUGUGUUUCAUAGACUUACCUGACUGGGAAGAUUUUAUUUAGGAGGUUUAUUGUUGCAAUGGAAUGCAAUAGAGAAGAUGCUACAAAGGCGAAAAAAAUAGCAGAGGAAAAGAUGGAGGCUGGUGAUUUUGUUGAAGCUCAUAAAUUUGUUACCAAGGCUCAAAGACUCUUCCCCAGUCUCGAACACUUACUGCAGAUGAAAACCAUAUGUGAUGUCCAUUCUUCUGCAAUUAAUAAAAUCAAAGGGCUUGACAAUUGGUAUGGUAUCCUUCAGGUUCAGCCGUUUGCUGAUGCCGACACAAUCAAGAAGCAAUACAGAAGGCUCGUGCUGCUUCUCCAUCCAGACAAAAACAAGUUUCCUGGUUCAGAGGCUGCUUUUAAGUUGGUUGGGGAAGCAAACAGAUUGCUUUCUGAUCGGAUUACACGUUCUAACUAUGACGUCAGAUACAGAUCCCAUUCAAUUUUAGCUAACAAGCAUGCAAACGCAAACUUGGGUCGCCACUGUGCAGCGACAAACAAUGCUGCUGAGAAUACUGUAAGUGUUUACACAUUCUGGACGCGUUGCAGGCACUGUGGCCGUUGGUAUAAAUACUUGAGAGAAUAUAUGAACACAGUUAUGCAUUGUUCCAGUUGCCGGAAAUCUUAUGUUGCUCACAGCAUGACGUUUGAUGGAGUGCCACCUGGUAGUUCAACUGCUCGUAAAAAAGAAUUUCGGUAUCAAGGGAUGUACAAUACAUCUCGGCAGAAUGUUUCUACUGGAGCAGAAUCAAGAAGUUCAGCAGCUGAGAUGGAUAAGAAUGGGACAGUUGGAGAGAAACUCAACAAGAAAAAUCAAGAAAAUCAGAAAAAAGGUGCUGAUGACAGAGAACUCAAGAAAGAUGAGAGUUGUACCGAGAAUGACACUGAAGGAAGAAGAUCCCAGAAUGGUGAGACAGGUAUGAGAAAUUCUGCUGAAAUACCUAAAGCUGAUGUAUUGAAGCCGCAACAUGAAGUAAAAGAACCAGAUACUACUGCAACAAAUUCAAUACCUGAUUUAUCAGCUCCAAAGAAGAAUAAAGCAGCCAAAAGGAGGAGAACAGCGGUUGAGGAAUCCUCUAAGAGUUUUGAGGUGGAUAGCUCUGAUGCUGCUGGGGGUAAAACAGAUACGAAUGAAAAUAAUAAGAGGAAGUCGUCGAGGAAAAAGUCACAGGAUUUUUACGCAAAGGGAGGAAACAGUGGUGAUCAUCCAAAUAAAAAGAGAAAUUCAGGUUGUGAAUUUGAGUCUGAGUUUAAUAUGAAGCAAACUGCUAAGGAUAAGAAGUCAACUGAACAGGCUGAUUCUGGGGUUUCUUCUGCUUCUUCACAUGCUAAUAAAAGAAAAACCAAGAAAAACGCAAAUUCGGGAAAUGAAGACACCUUGUCAUCCAAAAACAAAGUUAGUGAAGGCUGUGAUGGUAAUGGAGAAGAUGCAGCCUUGUUGAGCAAGAUUGAUAGAGUAGAAAAUGGAUACAAAGCUAAUGAAAAUCCUAAUACACUUGAUAUACCUGAUCCGGAGAUCGAUGUGUUUGGUGUUGAACGGAAUACAGAAAAGUUUGCUGUCAAUCAAGUGUGGUCUACAACUGAUUCUAGAGAUGGUAUGCCUAGGAAAUACGUUCGGGUAGAGAAAGUGUUGAAUGCCGAGUUCAAGCUGCAAAUUACCUACCUUGAGCCUGUAUGUGAUAAGAAUGAUGAUAGUAUUCCAGUUGCUUGCGGUAAGUUCAAAAAUUGGAAAACAGGGGAAGUUGAGAACCGCUCAAUCUUUUCAGGUCAAAUGCAUCACUUGUGUUGCAACGAGAUUGUUUCCAUCUAUCCGAGGAAAGGAGAUAUAUGGGCUAUGUUCAGAGAAUGGAAUGAGGAAUGGAACAGUAGUCUAGAAAAGCAUAAAUUACCAUACAAGUAUGACUUUGUGGAAAUUCUUAGUGAUUUUCACAAUGUUAACGGUGUUGGAGUGGCCUAUCUGGGUAAACUAAAAGGUUCUGUUCCCCUAUUUCACUGGGAGGCAAAGGAUGGAGUUUGCCAAAUUCAAUUUACACCGAAAGAUAUGCUUAGAUUUUCUCACAAAGUACCAGCAGUCGUAAGGACCGGAAAAGAGAAAGAGUGUGUUCCAGCUAAAUCAUAUGAACUGGAUCCGGCUGCAUUACCAAAAUAUAUACUUCAGGCUGAUGCAGUUGAUAUGGAGAUGGAUAGUAAGAUCCUGAAAGUUAAAGCUGACGGCCUUUAUCCCGACGCUCCCAAGGUUGGAGCGAAGGUCAAGUCACUUCCAGAGACUGCACCAUCCCCAAGGAAACGUCGAAAAUCUGAUUAUGAUAAAGGCAUAUGCAGUAAUCUUGAGGAAGUCAUACGCAGAAUGAACAGAAGCUAUGAUUUUUCUUCCUGUGGAGUUGAUGAAAUCAACACACCAAACAUGUCCAGAAAGAGUUGUGAGGUCACAGAUGUCUUCAAACUUCGGAAAUCUCCUCGUCUUCAAACAAUUCGAAGCCAACAAGGAGAUAAGGAGAAAAGUGAUAAACAAGGCAACAGUAUGAAUAACCAAAAGAAACCUGAUAAGGGUCUUGUGACAGAUUCUUUGGGAGUUGAUGAAAAGAACACACCAAACAAGUCCAAAAAGAAUGGUGAGGCCACAGAUGUCCUCAAACUUCGAAAAUCUUCUCGUCAUCAAAAAAUUCCAACCCAACAAGAAGAUGAGAAGAAAAGUGAUAGACAAGGCAACAAAAUGAAUAGCCCAAAGAAAACUGAUAAGGGUUUGGGAGUUGAUCAAAAGAACACACCAAACAAGUCCACAAAGAAUGGUGAGGCCACAGAUGUUUUCAAACUUCGAAAAUCUCCUCGUCUUCAGACAAUGCCAAACCAACAAGGAGAUAACAAGGAAAUUGCAAAACGAGGCAACAAGAUGAAGACCCCAAAGAAAACUGAUAAGUGUCUUGUGACAAAUUCUUUGGGAGUCAGAAAAUCUCCCAAUGGCAUUCACAAACCAGCAGAGAGUCCAGAAGGAGAGAGCUCAAAGAAACAAAGACCCAAUGGUGAAAUUCCGUCUCUGUCCAAGCUGAAUGAUUUGCCAACUCAGGUGUUCUUUUCCACUUACGAGUUCUCUAAUGCAACUCCUGUGUCGGCAAAUUGCAAAACACCUCGAAGAAAUGUCUAUGACUUCAAGAACCUGAGAUCUGAAGACAAAUUCCGAAUUAAUCAGAUAUGGGCUAUUUAUAGCAAUGACAAGGGAAUGCCCUCAGAGUAUGUGAAGAUCAAGACAAUUGAAACCAAGCCUAAGUUUGUGUUACGUGGAACACCGACGGAGCUGUAUUCGCCAUCUAUAGUUCCCGUAACCCGCCCUGUGUAUUGUGGGGAAUUCAAGUUGAAAAAGGGAAGACCCAAAAUCUUUCCUCGUGCCAGCUUCUCACAUCAGGUCAAACCCUUCGACAGUAGUAACAGGUUCAUAAUCAAAGUAUACCCAAGGAAAGGUGAGAUAUGGGCUCUAUAUAAGAACUGUGAUAGCACCGAAGAACAUGACAUUGUAGAAGUGGUGGAAGAUAACUGUGAUGGGGAGAUCGUAAAGGUUGUGGCUUUGAUUGCUGAAGGCACUAGUUCUCUAUACAAAAUUCAGAGGAAAGAAGGGUUGAAUGCGGAUGUUGUAGUCAUUCCAAAGGCAGAAAUGAGUAGAUUUUCUCAUCAGAUUCCGGCAGUCAGAACAAGGCUAGUUGAAGGAGGAUGCUGGGAACUUGACCCGAUAGCAAUUCCAAGUCGCACCAUAGUCUUUGACUGAGCACAGUUCCAAGUAUGCAUCCGAUUUCUAUCUUCAGAGAUUGUGUAGAUAUGGAUAAUGUCAAGUAGAAUCUAAUGGUAGCUUUUAAGUUUGGUGAUUGUCGAGAAAAUGAUCAAAAUAUUGUCUUUGACGAUGGCUUAUGGAUUUGCAGACUCUUUUUAUGUUGUUUUUUCUGUGCAGCGGUGAAUUAUAAAGUUUAGUUUUCAGUUUA
This is a messenger RNA of Capsella rubella, 4528 nucleotides long. RefSeq lists its product as uncharacterized. The record is from RefSeq and is a predicted model, not a curated record. The transcript is spliced from 3 exons. Bases 601 to 4317 code for a protein of 1238 amino acids. Lineage: Eukaryota; Viridiplantae; Streptophyta; Magnoliopsida; Brassicales; Brassicaceae.